Molecule: messenger RNA, 717 nt
Organism: Acaulospora colombiana
Lineage: Eukaryota; Fungi; Glomeromycota; Glomeromycetes; Diversisporales; Acaulosporaceae
Source: the annotation of a GenBank genome assembly
ACGGCUGGCUCAACCGCCUCGCAGAAUCUCAAGAAUGGGCGGCUUGGCAAUCAUGAAAGGAACUGUGAUCCGCUAGAUAUGAUGGAACGCCCCAAGGGUGCACUCCAUUGGUCCAAAGAACAUAACUCUCCCUUUGAGCUCUCAAAAGUCGCCCUCAUGGACUUUACCUUAUCACCAUUCAAAGCCCGCGAUUCUACUGACAUCAUCCUGGAUCACACUGAUGGCCAACGUAGACGGACACUCACACGGAUCAAAGUAACUAACGCGCACAGACUCUUAGGUGUCAUACUGGACAAUAAACUCAGAUGGGGAAAACAACACGAACAUGUCCACGCAAAAGCAACCAAAUGGACAGCACUCUUUAAGAGACUCAACCACGUCUCCACAGGCAUUUCUCUCAAUCUAUCACGCCGCCUAUACAUAGCCGUUGCCAUUCCACGUAUCACUUAUGCGGCUGACACUUGGUUUGUCCCGUCUCGCACCCCGACAGAUGCUGAAAGAAAUAUAGGCCCUGUAAACCUUACGACGAAACUUGCCUCCAUCCAAAGGCAGGCUGCUAUCACUAUCACGGGUGCCCUAAGGACAACGGCGGGCGAUGCCGCCGAACAACCCUCCCACCAAGCCACCCUCUCUACCCUUUCAUCAAACGCACUUCCCAACGCCUCAUCCGUAGACAUAGAACACCCCUUCACUACCUUUUCCAUCAUUCCAACAUAG